Messenger RNA from Owenia fusiformis, 2684 nucleotides. NCBI's taxonomy places the organism in Eukaryota, Metazoa, Annelida, Polychaeta, Sabellida, Oweniidae. The record is from the annotation of a GenBank genome assembly.
CCCGGAUGUUGCAGAAGAACUUACGAAAUUUUUUUGAAUGUUUCGUCUUUUUUCCUCCCUGUAUAAACAAUAUACAACUAUUGGACACAGAAUUAAUAUUUAUUUUAAUGGUUUGAAUAGAUCAGCAGGACAGAUAAGUUCGGGUAACAUAAAAAGUAUUCGUCGUUUCUUAUCUUCUGGUGUAAUGGAAUCUUUGAACUUUGACAACCUUGUUUUGAGGUCUCUACCCAUUGAUAAUGAGAAAGAAAACUUUGUACGACAAGUCAGUGGUGCAUGUUUUUCAAAAAUAUCACCUACACCAGUUGAGAAUCCUGUUACUGUUGCCUACAGCACCCCCGCCUUACAGUUACUGGACAUCCCAGAGACAGAUACACUGACAAAAGAGUUCGCAGAAUAUUUCAGUGGUAAUAAAAUUCUUCAAGGCUCAGAGACAGCUGCUCAUUGCUACUGUGGUCAUCAGUUUGGGUACUUUUCAGGACAGCUCGGAGAUGGUGCGGCAAUCUAUUUGGGUGAAAUUAUCAACAAGAAAAAAGAACGAUGGGAGAUACAACUGAAGGGGGCAGGACUUACACCAUAUUCUAGGACAGCAGAUGGAAGAAAAGUUCUGCGAUCAACAAUUAGAGAAUUCCUAUGCAGUGAGGCGAUGCACCAUCUUGGAAUCCCUACUACACGAGCUGGAUCUUGUGUCACUUCAGAUUCCAUGGUAGUCAGAGAUAUAUUUUAUGAUGGACACCCAAUCCAUGAGAAAUGUUCUAUAGUACUCAGGAUAGCACCAACAUUUUUGAGAUUUGGAUCAUUUGAGAUUUUUAAGCCUGUAGAUUCGCAGACUGGGAGAAAAGGCCCCAGUGUAGGAAGAAAUGACAUUCUCACACAAAUGCUUGAAUAUACAAUCAAAACAUUUUACACUGAGAUAUAUGAUGCACAUAAAGAUGACCUCAAAAAGAUGUACCAGGAGUUCUAUAGAGACAUUACACACAGAACAGCUAGACUGGUGGCUGAGUGGCAGUGUAUUGGCUGGUGUCAUGGGGUGUUGAAUACAGAUAACAUGAGUAUUGUUGGAGUGACCAUUGACUAUGGACCAUAUGGCUUCAUGGACAGAUAUGACCCAGGGUUCAUUUGUAACAAUUCAGAUGAUGGGGGAAGGUAUACAUAUGAAAAACAGCCAGAAAUCUGUAAGUGGAAUUUGAAGAAGUUAGGAGAAGCCAUACAGGGAGCUAUUCCUGUAAGUGAAACUGAACCCAUACUUGAGGACUUUGAUGCUGUAUUUGAACAACAUUACAUGGAGAAAAUGAGAAAGAAGUUUGGUUUGAACAAGGAACUUCCGAAUGACAAGGAUUUGGUUGACUCCUUCCUAGCUACAAUGCACAAAACUGGAGCAGAUUUCACCAACAGUUUUCGAUCUCUUAGCAAAUUGUCUCUUCCUGGGAGUGCAGACUUUGAUUAUAAGCUUGAGUUGCUGAAGAGGAGAUUAUUGGAACAAUGCUGUACACUAGAGCAAUUGAAGAAAACAUAUGCCCCAAGAAUGGACCCUAGGCAGUUGUCAAUGAUGGUCUCCAUGCUUCAAAUGAACCCAGACUUGCUCAAUAUGUUAGGGGGUAGUGCUAAAGCUGUUAUGGUAGAGAUAAAAAAUUUGGAGAAAUUGAAGGAAAUAAAGGACUUGACUGAUGCGGAGAAGAAGGGUAAUGAUGACAAAGAGUGGACAGAGUGGCUUGAGAAAUAUGUUGCCAGGUUGAAAGUUGAAGCUGAAGGGAUAGAGAGUAUAGAAGAAGUCAAUAGAGCCAGGGUAGAGAUGAUGGAUUCCUGUAAUCCAAAAUUUAUCUUAAGAAACUACAUAGCCCAGAAUGCUAUUGAGGCAGCAGAGCGGGGAGAUUUUACUGAGGUUAAACGUGUGUUAACCUUGCUGGAGAAUCCUUUCAGUGACAGCAUAGAUUUUAGUGAAGUGGAACCUCAGCCUUUAUCUCAGGAUCAAGAAGCUUCAUGUAGUGUGGCAUCUACAUGUGAGAGGCCUGCAAAGAGCUUCACCGGGAUAGCUUAUGAUAGUCCCCCACCAGACUCUUUACUGGACUUAAGGGUCACCUGAUCCUCAUAAACCUUCCUCUGAACAUGGGCCUAGUGUAACGUAUGACAUCUUAUGAGGACUUUUCAAUAUGAAUUUGCACUAUUGCAAUCAGUAUACUUGGGAAGGUUUUCCUUGUUUGAUACUAUCUAAACAGUACUUGAACUAUAUAUAGCUGUACAUUCUUACGUUGCAAAGUUUACACUAAGCGCACAAGCUGACUGGUUGCAGUCCAUAUACAGUAUUUUAUAUAUUUCAUACAUGGAUUUUAUUAAUAUAAUUAUGGAACAUAUGUAUGUAUAGCUAUAUACAGUAUAGUACAACAUUACAUAAAGUAUGCAAAGAGCUACAAUGUGAUAAAGAGACAUACCCAGGCCAAAAAGAGGGAGUUUAUAAUUUCAGAGAUUGAAAGUCUAGAUGUAACAUAUUUCAUGUUAUAUCUGUAUGACGACUUUUUUCAAAACCUUCUGGUGAAAUUAGUCUGACGGGACUGUAAGUCUUUCUGAAGGAUGUAGAAUCAUGUACAUUUGUAAUAGAAUUGAAAUUGACAUGAAUAUUAAUAAUACAUGCAAUAUAAUGUAUAACUGAGCUGAUAUAUUUCUUUUUACUGUUUAAAUUAAAAUCGCAU